AUGGUCCCAGGGCAAUGCCAGUCCGAAAUCGACCAGGAAUAUGAUGUUGUCAGAGAAAACUACGAGAUCGCCUUUGAAAGGGCUCUUGACUCAGCGGACAUCCUCAAGGCUAAGAAUAUCGUCAUUCUCCAAGCUGCGGUAUUAUUCCUGCUCUGCUCUCGAGCGGGCGGAAACACAAGACUAGUCUGGGCGAAGACUGCUGUGAUAAUUCGACUUGCUCAGAGCUUGCAGCUCCAUGUAGAUGGAGAGAAGCUAGACCUCAGUCCAUUCGAGACAGAAAUGCGACGUCGGUUGUGGUGGUAUAUCUGUAUCCUGGAUAUGCUUUCCUCCGAGGAGCAGGCUGUUGAUACGCAAAUCAGACCCGGAAUGUUUGACACAAAGUACCCGUCCAAUAUUGAUGGAGAAGAUCUCUUCCCAGAAAUGACCAGUCUCCCGCAUGAAAGCAAACUUUUCACUGAUAUCACACACUGCAUCAUGUGCUCGACGGUACUCAAUGAUGUAUACUGGUCUCCGACGAUACUCGAAAAGAGUGUUCCAAUUCCCCAGACCGACCAGGAGAUUAUAGUAACAAAGGUUGGCAAAAUGCUACACGAUAAGUAUUUAAGCCAUUUUGAUCUGGAUAUGCCUUUACAAUGGAUAUCUGCCACUAUUAUCCGGCUCCAACUGGCAAGAGCAUGGCUGGUUGUCCAGAAGCCCUGCGAACAGCCGCCGAGCUCAAAUUCACCUCGCAACGAUACGGCUUUUGAGACUGCUGUCGAGAGUGUUAAUUUUUCAUACUUGUUACAGACGAAUCCAGUCACCACGCAGUGGACCUGGCUAUGCAAAAGUUACAAGCAGUGGUAUAUUAUGGCCUAUUUGCUUACGGAACUAUGUGCUCGUCCAUUGUGCGCCGAGACUGACCAUGCUUGGGAUGUCGUGACGAAGAUGCUGGUCCAGUGGCAACAGAAUGUGCAGCAUCAUACUGCCUUUGAGAAACCCUUCGGCGAAUUGGUAGAGCGCACUGCUGCCGUGCGAGCCGCGAAACUAGCGAGCCAGCAUUCCCACCAGAAAAGAUCUGUUCAAGACCUGCAAGAUGAUCUAUUUGGGGUUUCAGAAUUGGAGAUGAGCAUUGAUUGGCUACGUGAAACUAGACUCUAG
Molecule: messenger RNA, 1137 nt
Organism: Penicillium cosmopolitanum
Lineage: Eukaryota; Fungi; Ascomycota; Eurotiomycetes; Eurotiales; Aspergillaceae
Product: fungal specific transcription factor domain-containing protein
Exons: 1
Coding region: 1-1137 (378 amino acids)
Biological process (GO): DNA-templated transcription
Molecular function (GO): zinc ion binding; DNA binding
Source: RefSeq, a predicted model, not a curated record